ACACUUGGUGGUCAGCUGACUGAAAUGUUGACAAAGCAAGUUGGCCGCCGGUGGAGGAAGCAGAAACCCCCGCCGACAGCCUCGGCGGUGAGUUACUGGUCAGGUUGUAACGAAUGAAAUGACCGAUGUUUACUUCACGGCCUCCUGUCAGACUGUAGAGUUUCUCGGCUGCACUGUUUCCAGUUUGUAGCGACGGCAGCCACUGCUGAUUUUCGCCCUGACCUGUGAUCCAUGUAAAAGGUGAAGAAGAGAGAGGAGGUAAACAUUCACCAGGAAACAUCGGUGCUGUCGGUAUGGACAUCCAGAGCGAGAGGAGAAGGCUGCUGGAUGCGGAGGGAGGAGAUGAGGAUCCUACAGGACUCAUGUCUGAGCAGGAGGCUUAUCUGAGCAAAGUGAAGAACAGGAAGUUGUACCUGGCGACGUUCGCGUCUGUUCUCGGUCCCAUGAGCUUCGGCUUCGUGUUGGGCUACAGCUCCCCCGCCAUCCCCGAACUCACCAAGAUCGCCGACCCCCGGCUGCGGCUGGACGACGUCCAGGCCUCCUGGUUUGGGUCCAUAGUGACGGUGGGAGCGGCGGUGGGCGGCCUGCUGGGCGGUUGGAUGGUGGAUAAGAUCGGCAGGAAGCUCAGCCUGAUGUUCUGCUCGCUGCCGUUCGUCUUCGGCUUCACCGUCAUCAUCGCGGCGCAGAACGUGUGGAUGCUUUACCUCGGCAGGGUGCUCACCGGCCUUGCCAGCGGAGUCACAUCGCUGGUCGUCCCGCUGUACAUCUCUGAGAUGGCACACGAGCGCGUCCGUGGGACAUUAGGCUCCUGUGUGCAGCUCAUGGUGGUGCUAGGCAUCAUGGGAGUUUAUCUGGCAGGUCUCUUCCUGGACUGGCGCUGGCUGGCGAUCUGCAGCUCCAUCCCUCCGACGCUGAUGAUGGUCUGUAUGUGCUUCAUGCCGGAGACGCCUCGCUUCCUGCUGUCGCAGGGCAAGAGGCGGGAGGCCGAGGAGGCGCUUCGCUUCCUGCGAGGACCGGACGCCCCCGUCGAAUGGGAGUGUGCUCGUAUCGAGGACGCCUGUGAGGAGCAGGGUUCUAGUUUCCAGAUGUCGGACCUGAAGGACCCUGGUGUCUACAAGCCUCUGGUGAUCGGCAUCAUGCUGAUGGUCUUUCAGCAGAUGACAGGGAUCAAUGCUAUCAUGUUCUACGCUGAGAACAUAUUUGAACAAGCACAUUUUAAGGACAGUGACCUGGCUUCAGUGAUCGUGGGUCUGAUUCAGGUCGUCUUUACAGCAGUCGCAGCGCUGAUCAUGGACAAGGCUGGAAGGAAAGUCCUUCUCAUCAUUUCAGGCGUUGCCAUGGCGAUCAGCACCACAGCAUUCGGGGUUUACUUCUACCUGAUGUCCAAAAUGCACAGCACCACCUCCCUGAGCCUGUUGAUGCUGGACGUCCAGAGCACGGCUGGUGAAGAACCCCACGCUGACCUGGCCUGGCUGGCCCUGGCCAGUAUGGCCGUCUUCAUCACAGGUUUUGCUCUGGGUUGGGGUCCGAUCCCGUGGCUGGUCAUGUCGGAGAUUUUCCCCGUCAAAGUGAGAGGGUUUGCCAGCGCUGCCUGCGUCCUUACCAACUGGGGCAUGGCGUUCAUCGUCACCAAAACCUUCCAAGAUAUGAUGAGUCUUCUAACCAGCGCUGGAACCUUCUGGUUGUUCGCCUCUGUGUGCAUCGUCAACGUCAUCUUCACCAUGGCCUUCAUCCCAGAAACCAAGGGCAAGACACUGGAGCAAAUCGAAGCCACGUUCAGAGGGACAUCAGGUCCAUGAAGCCCCCCCACCGCCAAAACCAUCACGUUACAAACUGAAAAAUCUCUGAUCUCGUAUUUGUGAACUGACUGGUCCUUGAGACUCUGUGUGGGCAUUUUAAAAUCCUAUAAACCUGAUUGAGGCACUUCCUUAUCAUUUAAACCAAAUCCAGAUGAAUACAACAGUCCUGUAAUGAUUCCUUCCUUCAUGAAGGUUCUGAUGUUCAGUUUCUGUACAGACAGUUUCAGAGAGGUGUUGCUUCAUCUCUGUGAUUAUUUUGGAGGCAGCAGUUUGUGGUUCUGUUGAACUGUAUCUGACCUAAGCCCUUUAAUAUUAAAGAAUCUAAUUAUCAGGCCAUAAGCUUGAGCUCCACAGGUUUAAUCCUUUCCAUUUUAUGUUGUGCUCAGAAACAGCAACAAAACAAUCUGAAGAGCAUUUUGAGAACUGGACUAAAACAGUCACUCAGGCUGAGCAGACUCAGUACAGGUUUAGUUCUUGCUCAAAACCACUUUAGAUGAGGAACUCUGACUGUGGUGGAGAUGAAUUAUCAUCCUCUGAGUUGUAAGAUCAUAGCACAUGAAACUCCCUGUGUAACACUACUCUACACUGCCCCCUGCAGGUCGUCCUGCUGUAAUUCACCUCAUUCAGAUUAGCGAAGUUCUUCUGUACAGGUUUAAGAUUUCCUCAGGUGUUGGGCUGUUUGACAGUUUUAAUAUAUGCACUAAAUUUCUGCAGAACAUGAACACGGUACUGAUUAUAUGCUGAACACUGGCCUCUGUUCUUUGGGGUGAAAAUUCUUUACUGUUAAGUAUCUGAGCAAAAUAAGUGUAAAAGGUAUGCUCCAUCUGAAAUGUAACUUUUUUAGGGUUUUAACACACUUUGAAGGUAAUUAUAAAACGUUUGUAUUUCCAUCUUUCAAAGAGAGAAGAGACUGUGCUAAGCUUUAAGUAAUAACAGAGUUUUUUUUUUUUUUUUCAGAAAGUUCAGAGAUGUUUCUCAAACUGCAGCUGCAGUGUAAUCCACUUGCUGUUCACCCAGAUUCUCAGGGUGGUGUUGUUCCAGUUAUCAUCAGUUAUGGUUAAAAGACCAUAUGGUUUUGUUGUAAUACUCCCCAUCGUCUCAUUGAGUUUGUUAAUUCUCUGAUAGUUUUCUACUCUUAGAAGCUGUUUGAGCUUAAACAAAGGACUUUGUUCCAUUUUAAGUCUCACUUGAAAACAUUAAAGCAUGCAGAGAAGUGCAGGGACUUCUUACAAACAAUACUGGUGUUAACUCAGUGUGAUUCAGUGCCAAACUAGAAGCUUAGAAACUAGUCUAAUGACUUUUUUAUAAAUGAUAUAUUUAGUGAGAAGUGAAUGCAUCAUGAAGCGACAGGAGUCUGCUGUUUACACUGACUGUGCUGACUGUUAAUUUAACUGUGUAGUUUACAGCAUCAGAGAAAUGAAGUGAAAUUCAACAGAUUAUGUUAAACAGAAAACAUUUUGACACUAUCAUCAGUAGAAUUAAAAACUGCCAACUGUAAAGUCUCUUGACAAAGAAUAUAAGUGUUUUUUUUGUAAUAAUUUUCUUUUGGAAUUCUUAUAAUGUUUUAAACAUAUAUUAUCUGAUGUGUACACACCUGGGACAGUGAUGAUUUUUGAUGUCAUAUAUAAGAAGAGGUGAAUUCUUUUUCUUUUGUCUUUUUACAGUUUAUGUGAUUUUGUGGUGUUUGUUUUGCCAUGAGUUCAGUGAAGCUAAAUACAUAAAUCAUUCCACUCUUUAACGCCUUUUCUUGUAGCUGGAUGAUUGUGACAUAUAUCAUUCACAAAUUCACUCGGAACAGGAUCAAAUAAAGCUUUUUGUCCCAGUUUCUCAACUGUGAAUUUCCAUGUCUGUGUUCAUUAUCCCGGUGUGAAGCUGAAACCAUAAACUGUCUGAAUAAAAUCAGUGUUGUUGUGAA
This is a messenger RNA of Lates calcarifer (barramundi perch), 3714 nucleotides long. RefSeq names its product solute carrier family 2 member 8 (gene slc2a8). Gene Ontology annotation, cellular component: membrane. NCBI's taxonomy places the organism in Eukaryota, Metazoa, Chordata, Actinopteri, Centropomidae. The transcript is spliced from 10 exons. The record is from RefSeq and is a predicted model, not a curated record. Gene Ontology annotation, molecular function: transmembrane transporter activity. Bases 294 to 1799 code for a protein of 501 amino acids. Gene Ontology annotation, biological process: transmembrane transport.